This is a messenger RNA of Strigops habroptila (Kakapo), 3090 nucleotides long. It is a transcript of the gene LSAMP, whose product is annotated as limbic system associated membrane protein. Gene Ontology annotation, cellular component: neuron projection. The coding region runs from base 503 to 1555 and encodes 350 amino acids. Lineage: Eukaryota; Metazoa; Chordata; Aves; Psittaciformes; Psittacidae. The transcript has 8 exons. The record is from RefSeq and is a predicted model, not a curated record.
AGUGGGUUAGGAAGGGAGCUCGGGGCUGGGAGGCAGCACAGCAGCGCACUGGAGCAGGACCAUCCACUUGCGCAGCCCGGCGGCACAGGACUCGUACUGCUCCUUUUCCUGCGGCUUUUUCUUUUUUUUUUUUUAUUCCAUCACUCCAAACGGGUCGAUUUAAUUGUUGUUAUUUAUAAAUUAUUUUGUUACCUCACUUUUUCCUCUUGACUUUCUUUUUUUUUCCUCCGUGGUUUCAAUUGAAGCUUGUGCUAAGACUUUUUUUUUGGGGGGAAGCUUUAAAAAAGAAGGCAAGGAGGGGGGAAGAAGCCUGCAAGAGACUGAAAAGCACAAGAGAAAGUGGCAGCUAAGAAGGACUGUGAAAUCACCUCCCCUUUCCGGGGCUGUCGAUCAGAGCGAGAGUUGUACACUAUUAUUGUUGGUUUUCUUUCUACAUCUAUCCAUCCACAUACACCAGGCAGAGAGAGACAAGUACAGGCAGCGAAACUCGACGAGACCAGCCAUGGUAGCGAGGGCUCAGCCUGAUCGGAAACAAUUACCGCUGGUCCUACUGAGAUUGCUUUGCCUUCUCCCUACAGGGCUGCCAGUCCGCAGCGUGGAUUUUACCCGAGGUACCGAUAACAUCACCGUGAGGCAGGGGGACACAGCCAUCCUCAGGUGUUAUGUAGAAGACAGAAGCUCCAAGGUGGCCUGGUUAAACCGUUCCGGCAUCAUUUUUGCUGGAGAGGACAAGUGGUCCCUGGACCCUCGAGUAGAGCUGGAGAAGAGAAACCCUCUGGAAUACAGCCUGAGGAUCCAGAAAGUGGAUGUCUACGAUGAGGGGUCCUAUACGUGUUCAGUGCAGACACAGCAUCACCCCAAGACUUCCCAGGUUUACUUGAUCGUGCAAGUUCCACCAAAGAUCUCCAAUAUCUCCUCGGACAUCACCGUGAAUGAGGGCAGCAACGUAACCCUGGUUUGCAUGGCAAAUGGGCGUCCUGAGCCUGUCAUCACCUGGAGGCACCUCACCCCAACAGGCAGAGAGUUCGAAGGCGAGGAAGAGUAUCUGGAGAUCCUAGGGAUCACGCGAGAGCAAUCGGGCAAGUACGAAUGCAAAGCUGCCAACGAGGUUGCUUCAGCAGACGUCAAGCAAGUCCGGGUCACUGUGAACUACCCUCCCACCAUCACAGAGUCCAAGAGCAAUGAAGCGGCCACGGGACGACAAGCCUUACUCCGGUGCGAGGCAUCAGCAGUGCCCACACCUGAUUUCGAGUGGUACAGAGACGAUACCAGGAUAAACAGCGCCAACGGUCUGGAGAUAAAGAGCACGGGGACCCAGUCUCUGCUGAUGGUGGCCAACGUCACUGAGGAACACUAUGGGAACUACACCUGCGUGGCUGCCAACAAGCUGGGAGUCACAAAUGCCAGCCUAUACCUUUACAAGCGAGUUUUACCCACACUCCCCAAUCCUUUUCCAGGACCCGGCACAGGGAGAGUAGACAACGGCUCCAUGAGUCUGGCCGUCCCACUGUGGCUGCUGGCAGCGUCCCUGCUCUGCCUACUCAGCAAAUGUUAAUACAAAUCAGUAUUAAAAAUAAUAAUAAUAAUAAUUAAAAAAAAAAACCAACAACAACAACACGACAACAACAACACACAAAACAAAACGCGUUAUACAGGAGACAGAGCGAAGAGGGGAGAGAGAAAAGGGGGGGGGGGGGAGAGAGGACUGUUUCUUUCACAACUUUUGUGUGUUCAGGAGCGAAGAGGGGGGAGAGGAAAAAUCACAGCAAAGAAGACUCAGCAACAUUUAACCUGAAACCUGACAAGCCGGCUGUCAAGUCACCGACCGUCUAGGAGACAACACAAAGUGAGGCAGAGAGCAGGGCACCAGCAAGGAUCGUGUCGCCGGAGGAUGCUGCAAUGUGAAACAAUCCAACAACAACCCACAAAGCCAAUCGAACAGAAGAUCCCUUUUCUUUUCUCUUCUCCUCCCUCUUUUCCAUACUCCCUCACCUUCCUUCCUUCCUUCCUCUUUCUUUCUUUUGCGGAAAGAGGUCUAUGCUUCGGUGUCUACAGCCACUUCACUUUUUGGAUGCCCUGGGUCAUUUUUGUGAGCUGAUGCUCAGCUAGUUCAUACUUUUGAAAACAAAGAAAAAAUAAGAAAAAGUUAAAAAAAAAAAAAGCCACAAACCAGAGCAAAUCACCUGAAGCUCUCUGCACACUGGUGUCCUGUGUAAAACCCCUUCCUCUCCUCACUUCACCCUGUGCUCCUGCGCACCCAGCCCUUCCUAAAUGCCUUCUUUCCUGUCCCGUCCUUCAUGCACCAUCACGCUCGCUGGCCUGAACUAAAGCUGUGUCAACUCCACUGAAAACAUACUUUUCCUUUUAUUUUAAUCCUCUUCCUCUCCCCCCCCCCCAAUUCAACCAAGUGUCUUUCUCUUUCUCCCUUGUAUGCCUGCGUGCGUGCGUGCAUGCGUGUACAUGUGCCUCUCGCUCCCUCUUUUCCUUCUUUCUCUCUUUCUCUUGUUCUCUCCAAGCAUGCAAAAGGAACAGUCCAUGUGUACAUAUGCUCAUCCUGCUGUAGAUAAUGUCCUGCCUUGUAAGUGUGAGACAAGAUACUGAGAGAUGACUCGGGCAGAGAAGAGGGGUGAGGAGAGAAGGGCAGCUCCAACGCAGGUUCCCAUGGUGUCCCUUCUUAGCAUCCUCACUGGCUUUUUGACUCCCGGCCACCUUGCUUGCAAGAGUCAGUCUGCACCCUUGCUUAGCUUUGUUUUCUCUCCCACCUGCAACCUGCCUGGCUCUCAGCCUUCAAGUACCAGCAUAGCAGCUACACAUGAGUGCUUGCACACGCGCUUGGGAUGUGCACACACGUGCAUUUGUCCAAAUAAGCAGAAGAAACCAGGACUGGCCUGCAGCACAAGGGAGUACAGAGUAAAGCCACCCAGCCCUCCUGGGCAAGGGGAGGCUGGGACGGUGGAUGGAGCGGAGACCUUGGAGCAGCCAUUCCUUAGGUGUAACGUGUGCGUAGGAACGAUGCCUCAGCGUGAGAACCACAAUCUGGUCAUUCCUAACCAUUUUGGUAGUCAUGCAGAAAUAGAGCCGAUACCCUUC